This is a messenger RNA of Gossypium raimondii (Peruvian cotton), 2176 nucleotides long. Its product is annotated as transcription factor ABORTED MICROSPORES. Lineage: Eukaryota; Viridiplantae; Streptophyta; Magnoliopsida; Malvales; Malvaceae. The transcript has 8 exons. The record is from RefSeq and is a predicted model, not a curated record. Gene Ontology annotation, molecular function: DNA-binding transcription factor activity; protein dimerization activity; sequence-specific DNA binding. Bases 5 to 1813 code for a protein of 602 amino acids. Gene Ontology annotation, biological process: regulation of DNA-templated transcription. Gene Ontology annotation, cellular component: nucleus.
UAGGAUGAACAUCUUUCAAAACCUCAUGGAGAGACUAAGGCAGGUGGUGGGUCCUAAAGGAUGGGAUUAUUGUGUUCUCUGGAAGCUCAGUGAUGAUCAAAGGUUUCUGGAGUGGGUGGAUUGUUGUUGUGGUGGAGCUGAAAGUAUAGAAAGUAGUGGAGAGCUUCAAUUCCCAGUGACAACAGUCCUCCCAUGCAGGGAUGUGAUGUUUCAGCAUCCAAAAACCAGAUCCUGUGAACUGCUUGCCCAACUUCCUUCUUGCAUGCCCCUUGAUUCUGGAAGUCAUGCACAAGCCUUGAUAUCAAACCAACCCAAAUGGUUCAACUUCUCUAAUAACUCUGAUUCCAAUGUCUUAGAGGAAAUAGUUGGAACUAGGAUUUUGAUUCCAGUUGCAGAAGGAUUAAUUGAACUUUUUGUUGCCAAACAAGUUUGUGAAGAUCAAAAUGUGAUGGAUUAUAUUGUGACACUGUGCAACAUCUCAUUAGAGCAAAGCUCAAUGAUGAAUUCAAGUUGCAUGGAUACACAUUUCACUGCUCUAAACGCGCAAGCAUUGAAUGAAUAUCAAGCAAAGACUCAUUUAAGCAAUGAGAAUGACCGAAAGGAUCCCAUCAUCAAUCAUUUCCAGCCACCAUUGACGACAACACUCGAAACUCUAAACCUACCUUACGACAUCUCCAUUGAUCAAAUUCGAUCAACCAACACCCUGCAGCAGUACCAUUAUCUUUCAGAAGAUAAAAACAACAAGAAUAUGGAUGUAUGUGUUGAAGGGUCUCAUGAAGUGUUCCUUUCGGACAAAGUUGUUAACCCACUUAAGUCUUCCGUGGAUAAUGGACUUCAAGAGAUGGAUCCAUUGAAUUCCAUGAUGACCAAUGAAUCAAUGGUUAUCCAAGGGAAUGAGAAGGACUCUAUAAAACAAGAGAAUGGACGGUCUGAUUCGAUUUCGGAUUGUAGUGAUCAGAAUGAUGAUGAAGAUGAUGCAAGGUACCAACGGAGGUCAGGGUCCAAAGGGCAGUCUAAAAACCUUGUUGCAGAGAGGAAAAGACGGAAGAAGCUUAAUGAAAGACUUUAUUCCCUUCGAUCUCUGGUUCCCAAAAUCUCUAAGUUGGAUAGAGCUUCAAUCCUUGGAGAUGCGAUUGAGUUUGUGAAGGAACUGGAAAACCAAAAGAAAGAACUCCAAGAUGAGCUUGAAGAACAUUCAGAUAACGAUAAUGGUGCUAAGAAAACAGGAAUGAAUGGAGUCCACAAAAAGUUCCAAUCUGAGAUUUUCUUACAAAAUGAUCAAAUCCCUUUGUAUUUUAACCCUGAACAUGACAAGGGACCAAAUGGCUUUCCUGUUGGAGUUAAUGGCAGUGUCUCAAGGGCACAAAAUCAAGAAGUGGACACUUGUGCAGACAAGACACAGCAGAUGGAGGUACAAGUUGAAGUUGCUCAAAUCGAUGGAAACCAGUUUUUUGUUAAAGUGUUUAGUGAGCACAAACCAAGUGGCUUUGUUAGAUUAAUGGAGGCUUUGGAUUCAUUGGGGUUGGAAGUAACAAAUGCAAAUGUUAACAGCUUCAGAGGCCUUGUUUCAAAUGUGUUUAAAGUAGAGAAGAAAGACAGUGAGAUGGUUCAAGCGGAUCAUGUGAGGGAGUCGUUGCUGGAGCUAACCCGAAACCCUUCCAAGGGGUUGUCUGAGAUGGUAAAAGCUUCAGAGACCAACAAUGGUAAUGGGGUUGAAUGUAAUUAUCACAACCAGCAGCAACAUCUCCACAAUCAGCGUAUCACUUCCCAUCACCACGAACUCCAUCACUUCCCACCAAAGCAAGCGGCAUGACCUUUUAUCUUUUUUCUUUCUUCAAGUUGUGCAUGAGACAGGGACUUUAGACCCUUUAGCUUAUAUUCGUAGAAUAAUAUGCUUGCUUUAAGCAUUUUGGCAGACAGAUAAGACCAUUAAGGGUCGAUCUGUGGGAUUAGUUUAUAUGUAAAAGGUUUGCUGAAAACUGAAAAGCAUUGGAGCCAAUCAAAAGACUGGCACCAAAUCAUUGAUCUAAGACUUUUUUCUUUUUUUUCUUUUUAGUGUUUCUGGCAGUAGCCAUGGCUGAUCUUAAUUUCCACACCCAUCUUAAAUUAAGGUGAACUUUACAAAUUAAGACUCACUAAUCGAUUGGGUACUUUCUUUUUUACGACCCACCAUCGA